This is a messenger RNA of Gymnodraco acuticeps, 5110 nucleotides long. Its product is annotated as transcriptional repressor scratch 1-like. The record is from RefSeq and is a predicted model, not a curated record. Gene Ontology annotation, molecular function: RNA polymerase II cis-regulatory region sequence-specific DNA binding; DNA-binding transcription factor activity, RNA polymerase II-specific. The transcript is spliced from 2 exons. The coding region runs from base 282 to 1118 and encodes 278 amino acids. Gene Ontology annotation, biological process: regulation of DNA-templated transcription. Lineage: Eukaryota; Metazoa; Chordata; Actinopteri; Perciformes; Bathydraconidae.
CCCCCCCCCCCCCCGGAGGGAGCUGUCCGGUGCUGAAGUUGCAUUUCUCACCCACUCUGCACGAGGACUAAAGCACGGGGACGGUCAGACAGACAAACUAAAGACAUACUAACUAAGCGCUGGUUGGACAGUUUUAACGGAGCAACUCGCUCUCUUCCGAAACAGUCUUCCUCUGGUGUGUAUCGGGCGAGUCAGCACGCUGGCCAGGUCGUCGGAAAACGGCUGUGUUUGUGCGUGUGUUGUUGUGUUUGUGAGUGUGUGUGUGUCGGUGUCGCAGCACCAUGCCAAGGUCUUUCCUGGUGAAAAAGGUGAAACUUGAUGAUUUCACGCAUGAUUUGGGGAAUGUCUACCGGCACCGGACAGACCUCAGCCUGCGGCUCCAUGACAAAGCUGGUUACAUCAGUGACUACAUCAGCCCCGUCGUGUACGAUGGUGAGAGUGACGGUGGGCUCAAGGUGCCCUCCCCCGAGCCCCCCUACGAUGGGGUCCACAGUGAAUACGGGGCCCCUGACUCCGAGUCCCCUGACAGUCCUAGCUCAGAAAUCACUGACGGCUACAUCAACGGGGACGCUGCGGUGAGCGACGGUUACUCAGUCGACGCCUUCUUCAUCAGCGAUGGCCGCUCGAGGAGGAAAGCCAUCAGCAGCCCCCGGACCAUCCAGAGGCACAGCUGCAACGAGUGCGGCAAAACCUACGCCACGUCUUCCAACCUGAGCCGGCACAAACAGACACACCGCUCGCUGGACAGCAAGAUGGCGAAGAAAUGUCCGACCUGCGCGAAGGUGUACGUGUCCAUGCCCGCCAUGGCCAUGCACCUGCUCACUCACGAUCUCAAACACAAGUGUGACGUGUGUGCGAAAGCCUUCAGUCGGCCGUGGCUUUUACAGGGCCACAUGCGCUCUCACACGGGCGAGAAGCCGUUCGGAUGCGCCCACUGCGGCAAGGCCUUCGCCGACCGCUCCAACCUGCGCGCUCACAUGCAGACCCACUCGGCCUUCAAGCACUUCAAGUGUAAACGCUGCGACAAGACCUUUGCGCUCAAGAGUUACCUGAACAAGCACUACGAGUCCGCUUGCUUCAAAGGCCCCUACUCUCCUCUCGGGCCCCUCGAUGCAUGACCCCCUGCAUAGAUAAAACACAAACUGCAGACAUAGAUUACCAUUAUCCUUACAGACUGAACUGCAGACACAAACAAUCUAUUUUUGGUCAGAAUAUGACCUUGCUUCCCUCCUCCUCCUCUCUAACGGAGCCUAUUCAUGAUGAUAGCACAAUUUUUCUCCUUGAGAUUUGUCCACUUAAGGAUUUAACUGAUCGACGCAUGCACUUCCUCAAAAACUCUUCACCUCCUCUUCCUCUGUCCGUUCUGGAUGGAGACAAUAAUACUAACACGGCUUCCUUCUGGCAUCUAGAUACAUAGACUUUGGGACACUGAUGAGGACGACAGACAAUAAUAAGCCUAUAUCUCCAUGGUUACCUGCACUGAGACGCAGUGAAAGAGGUUUUCUCCUUCCCAUUUUGUUUAUUGGGGAAUAAUAGUAAUAAUAAUAGUAAUAAUAAUGAUAAUACUAAUGUUCUGCUGCACCAAGUGACCAUAUUCUCUCCACUACUGAGGUAAAAACUAUUUAUUUAUUUACUUAUUUAUUUGAACAUGAUUUUGUAUUUGUUAUAUCUUUAUACUUGAUUGAGUCACAUUGAAGUGAUAGCGUUAACUUAUUUGUUGCACUUUAAUUUCUGUAUAUGUAUGUAGGAUAUUUGCCAACCUCUUUUAUCACUACAGGCCAAAGCAUAUGUCACUUUUUUAAGUAUUAUUUUUUCUUAUUAUGUUGUUUACCUUUUUUUUCUUUUCGUAUUAACGUUAUUGCAUGCAAAAAAAUUAUGAAAUCUAUGCCAACGUCAUAAAAAGCUUAUGAUUUCUUUGCCAAAUUCCUAUAAAUAGAACGUGAGGGCAAUAUUUUUUCUCUUGGAGCCUCCGUAGGACUCUUUAAAAGCAAUAAUCACCUAAUGCAUGGUAUUUUAUGAUGAAGUUAUGAAGUAUUACCUACUACUGUAUAGCAGUUUAAAAAUCAGGUAUGUCUUACUUCACCUAUAGUCAUAAACAGAAAAAAACUAAUAUUACAGACAUCAGGGAACAUGCCAAUGUAGUGUUAGAGUAACAAAAAGAAAAGUCCUGUCUUUCCUCUCUUGUUAUGCACUGCCUGCCUCUUAGUGAGUAGAACUAAAGUAGGAUGUAGGCUAGAGAGGCCGGGGUCAGCUGCCUGCUGGGUGUGGGCCUAUUGUGGGAUAACUAAAACCUUGUCAGAACUAUGCUAAGCUAACUCUAACCCUGUCAGACCUGUGCUAGGCUAACUCUAACCUGUCAGAACUAUGCUAAGCUAACUCUAACCCUAUCAGACCUGUGCUAGGCUAACUAACCAGUCAGAACUGUGCUAGGCUAACGCUAACCUGUCAGACCUGUCACCUGUGCUAGGCUAACUCUAACCUGUCAGACCUGUGCUAGGCUAACUCUAACCUGUCAGACCUGUGCUAGGUUCAAUCUAACCCUGUCAGACCUGUGCUAAGCUAACUCUAACCCUGUCAGACCUGUGCUAGGCUAACUCUAACCUGUCAGAACUAUGCUAAGCUAACUCUAACCCUAUCAGACCUGUGCUAGGCUAACUCUAACCUGUCAGAACUAUGCUAAGCGAACUCUAACCCUGUCAGACCUGUGCUAAGCUAACUCUAACCAGUCAGAACUGUGCUAGGCUAACUCUAACCUGUCAGACCUGUGCUAGGCUAACUCUAACCUGUCAGACCUGUGCUAGGUUCAAUCUAACCCUGUCAGACCUGUGCAAGACUAACUCUAACCUGUCAGACCUGUGCUAGGCUAACGCUAACCCUGUUAGAACUUUGCUAGGCUAACUCUAACCCGUCAGACCUAUGCUAAGCUAACUCUAGCAUCACAUAAGGCUGCUAACAGUAUCUUGGAUUAAGCUUGACAACAGUUUAGUCGGACUGGAUCAUUGGACAUUCAACAGAUUAUUAAAAAGGUACGCAGAUGUUAAAACGGCACAAAACAAAUGUUCUGUGUCAUGCAGCCAAAUAAUAAUGGGCUUUAACAGAUCUUUUAAUAUCACAAUGGUUACCAAAAUGAUAGCAGGUAUAGUGUUCGUACUGUAGCAUUCCUUCAAUAGAGAUCCGAGUUUGGUGCAUUGUUGAAGUUGGACCGAGGUCAACUUGAAAUGCAAUGCAUUAUUCAACUAGCCUUCCAGUGCACUUCCAAACCAUAAAGCGUGCAUUCUUCAACCGCAGAGAAAGCAUGCACUUUAGCUGGAAGGCUCAACCGUUACAGUCCGACAGAUACAUUUGGCAAAGAUUAUUCUGCAGUAGGCCCCAUUUAACCCUACUGGGCCGACCAUGGGCUAACUCUAUGAGCGAUAUACCUACAGACAGGCUAACUCUAAUCCACCCCAACCCAUAGAUGGUUUAACCUUUUAUUUAGGCGGCCAAUACCAGUGUUGCUGAACCCAGUUCUCUGCAGCUCAGAAACCUUUUCUACAGAUCCCUGGAGUUUCCUGAGAGACAGACUGAGGACACAGAUCUGCACAAAACAUCAAGUGCUUGUUUUAAAUGCCAUAUUUAUCAUUGUAACUUUGCAUGCCCACACAUGAGAGCACACUGUGCCUGCUGUUGAGCUUUGAUGAGAGACACACGGGGAGAAUUUGUGUCUACAGUCAAUCUUCCAACAAUUGAAAAGAAAAUGGGUUGAAAAUGGGUUUAAUAUUUAAAUGUGAAUCUCUGACAGAGGAAGUUUUGAUAAUUACAGUGCUUCCUCAGGCAUAAGAUUACUCAAUUAGAGAUGGAGUUGAUUGAUAUCCAACACCAUUUAGGGUUUUAGGGACAAAAGGAGAGUCUGCACUGAUACAUGGACCCAUUACCUAAUUUAAUUAACAUCCCAGAGAUAAAGUUAUUGGACCUGUGUGACAUCAAAGGCGGACAGAUCUGCUCUGAAGUGAGAAGUAAACAUUUUGCAUUGAAAGGCUUGUGUUGCAGGAGACGAUAGGAUCUUUAAUUAUUUCACAAAGAAGUAUUUGAUUGUAAGAAGUCAAUGAGAAAGAGGCGGUUUCUGUUGUGAUAGAAGCAGUGAGAGUGUGAGUCAGCAAACUACAGGUCUCUUAUCUCUCUGCCUGAUUUCAGCUGCAAUCACUUGAAUUGUAUCAGACAUUUAGUCAUAGAGCUUUAACUUAUUAGGGCGGGCAUUUGUCUCGUUAUCAGUGAUUUUCAGACUUGUCCAAAUUCUCAAAAUAAAUAACACAAGUUCAUUUGUAUAUUAAGAAGCCUACGGCACAGUAUAUGCAAAGAAAAACAGCAUUACCUUUAUUUUUUCUUAAAACACCUUAGAGAUAUAAAGAAUAAUAUGGUUUUUAUUUUAACUGCUGACUUUAAAAUAGUUUUUUUAUUGAAUCUCGAUGCGAGCAAGAAAAGCGAUAGGACAGUUCCUGUUGUCAUUACAGAUCAAAGUGUUUAGGGUACAACGUUGUUACAGAAACCACUGAUGGGCUCUCUGGCAGCGAUGUCUCCCGCUGCUGUUUACGUACCAUUAAUCGUAUCUUUGUGUAUAAAAAACCUCUUUGAAACUUUGCACUGCAGUCUAAACGUCUUAAGGGUAUUUGUUGAGAUGUUGUUGGGCGGCUGUUUGUACCGGUUUUGAGGCAGGAAAGCUGCGUGUGCGUCUGUCUCUGGGCGAGCUCCAGGUCUGUCCUCUAUAAGCACUUCCAUUCUACUCAUCUCCACCUUAAAGAAAGUAGCACAAUGAAACUAACUAGAAUUCAGGUAGAGAAUAAUUAAAAAACCUUGUACUAGCUUGACCUCUCUUCUUUUUUUGUAUUUCCAAGUUAAAGAAUGAUGAUAACCUAAAUAAUCAUUUAUUGCAAAUGGGUUUGUAAAGAAUCCUUUGGAUUGAGACAUUUGUACUGCUGUAUAGCGAUAUCUAACACACCUUAUCUCGGGGGGUUUGGCUCUCUGUUGCAGAGAGGAGACCCCCUGGGUUUUUUUUGAGCCAGAAUUCAGACAAUGUAAGCACAAUGAACACAAAGCAUUUUGUGGCACUUCAUAAUAAAGAAUAAUCUUAAUC